Molecule: messenger RNA, 1317 nt
Organism: Penicillium cinerascens
Lineage: Eukaryota; Fungi; Ascomycota; Eurotiomycetes; Eurotiales; Aspergillaceae
Product: enolase
Exons: 5
Coding region: 1-1317 (438 amino acids)
Biological process (GO): glycolytic process
Cellular component (GO): phosphopyruvate hydratase complex
Molecular function (GO): phosphopyruvate hydratase activity; magnesium ion binding
Source: RefSeq, a predicted model, not a curated record
AUGAUCAAAUCAAUCAAGGCCGCUCAACGCUUGGAUUCGAGAGGCAAUCCCACUGUCCAACACAGGAAGAGGCUAACUUGGAGAUCAGGCAGUUUCCGCGCCAUUGUCCCCUCUGGUGCCUCGACAGGUGCCAAUGAAGCCGUUGAGCUCCGGGAUGGCGACCCAUCCAAGUAUGGCGGCAAAAGUGUGGAGAAAGCCGUCUCGAAUGUCGAGAACAUCAUUGCCCCCGCUCUGAUCAAGAGCGGCCUCCGAGUGGCUACGGACCAGAAAAAGAUCGAUGAACUUCUCAACUCCUUGGAUGGCACCAAAAACAAAGCCAAGCUUGGUGCCAAUGCUAUUCUGGGAGUCAGUAUGGCUUGCGCACGAGCCGGUGCAGCUGCUUCGGGAUUACAACUGUACGAGUAUCUGCGGCGUGAAUCCGGUGCGAAAACGCCCUAUGUGUUGCCUGUUCCGUUCUUCAAUGUCCUUAAUGGAGGUGUGCAUUCCGGAAACAAAAUGGCAUUCCAAGAGACCAUGAUUGCUCCAGUCGGGGCCACCUCUAUCACCGAAGCCGUGCAAAUGGGCAGUGAAGUUUACCAACAUCUGAAGAAGGUCAUCACUAAGAAGUUUGGAGCCUCGGCCAUCGGCAUCGGCGAUGAAGGCGGCUUUGCCCCACCUAUCUCACAACCUCAUGAGGCUCUCGACUUGUUGGUCCAGGCAGUUUCCGAUGCUGGAUACGAAGGAAAAGUCAAAUUCGCCAUCGACCCUGCUUCGAGCGAAUUUUUCAAAGAUGGAGCAUAUGACAUCGGAUUCAAAGACGAAAAGUCAAACCCUCAAAGCCCAAAGCAACUCAAGGAUCUAUACCAUUCGCUCCUCAAAAAGUAUCCAAUUGUCCUACUUGAAGAUCCAUUCGCGGAGGAUGAUUGGUCCAGCUGGACGGAGUUCCGCAAAGAUUGCCCCGUUGAACUAGUGGGGGAUGAUCUGCUUGUGACAAACAAGACCUAUGUCCAAGAAGCUCACGAGAAAAAGGCGUGCGAUUCCAUGUUGCUCAAGAUCAACCAGAUAGGCACGAUCUCUGAAGCUAUUGAAUCGGCUAACCUGGCAUAUAGCUAUGGUUGGAGCGUGUUCGUGUCUCACAGGUCCGGCGAAACCACCGACGACUUUAUCGCGGACGUGGUUGUUGGAUUGCGGACUGGUCAUAUCAAGUCAGGGGCACCCUGCCGCGGAGAGAGAGUUGCCAAAUAUAACCGGCUGAUGGAAAUUGAAGAGACGCUCUUGGCCAAAGGAGAGAAAUUUGUGUAUGCCGGUGAAAACUUCCGCUCCGCCUACCAGCUUUAG